This is a messenger RNA of Fimicolochytrium jonesii, 1057 nucleotides long. RefSeq lists its product as uncharacterized. Lineage: Eukaryota; Fungi; Chytridiomycota; Chytridiomycetes; Spizellomycetales; Powellomycetaceae. The record is from RefSeq and is a predicted model, not a curated record. The transcript has 2 exons. The coding region runs from base 248 to 832 and encodes 194 amino acids.
UGGUGCGGACUAAUCGGAAUCCGAAAAAGUUUCAGCGAGCGAGAGCAACGUUUACAUAUAUAGGACGGCGGUUGACUUUUAGACCAGAGGCCAUAUUACUGUACUAGAUAGAAUACCGAAACUGUUUUUCACUCUGCAAUCCGCUCUUACUACAAAGGCCUUUUGUGGUUCUGCCCAAGUUACCUACCCUCACCACCUACAAGACUUUUGUUUUUACGCGAUAAUUACGUUUUUCCUCCCUGGCGCUAUGGGUUCGGAAGCUACCGUUUUGCUCGGAUGCAUCUCCUUGAUAAUCGUUGCACUUACAGUAAGGGCCAUGCGAAGCAGGAUGAAACCUCCCGUCGUCGAUCAUGACCAAAUGGAACCUCCAUAUUAUCCAUAUGGAUGCGACGACACUCUCAGCAUUCGAACAUUGCCGAUAUAUACAGGGCGGACGGACUGCCCGCCACCUUACACUUUAAUGGACAGGGCGGCCGCCGCGUACCGGGCAGCGAACGACCCGCGAAGUGAAACGCUGAAUGCAGACAAUUGGUCUAGUAGGACAGAGGUUGACGGACCAACGCUGGUUCUGUCGGUCGUCGAUCUGCCGUACGAGGAGCAACCAUGGCCUGCAGCGCAGUCCCAGGCGGUCAUCCCAACAAGUGAUUCUCCAAUAACAGUACAUCAACCUCCAACGAAUCCUCCAUCGCCAGCGUCCACCAGACCCGCGCACGAAACCCAGAUUCAGCCGGAAAUGUCGAGCGUAAUGCAUUUAUAUCCGCUUUCGCCUUAUUCACCGCCGCCGGAUAUCGAAAAUCAAACGGCCGCCUUAGAAAUCACAACGACCUCAUAGUCAACCUCAUACCCAGACACUAGCCCCACUUAUAACCGGGGAUAUCUUGGCUUCAUCUAUGGAUGGGGCAGUAUACCCUUUCCCCGGCGUAGUCUCACCAUGCCUGCACGUGUCAUGCGUCCGCCCCCUAAUGUAUCUUUACUUCUUCGGUCCAUUCUUCCUUGUACUUACUCUUCGUGAAUGCAAACGCCAUCAUGAUCUCAGGCAUGUACAGUACCAGCACUU